CUGACAGGAAGCGUUUAAUUUCUGUUGGCGCGUCGCUACGAGCCGCUAAGAAACGUUGAGUAAGACAAAAAUUCUCUUUCACAAGUAAGUUUAGAAACUAGUCGUGCAUUUGUACACCUUGGUGAGACUUCUGUCAUGGAAGCGACUGCUCCCAACUUGGCAAUAACGGUAACUUUAUUUAGGCUGUCAAUAAGGAGGUCUCGAACCUGCUAGACUCUUGAGGCAUCUCUGUUGUGUAAUGGAAAGAAUGUUUUCGGGAGGUUUGUGUCAAAAUCCUCAUCUGCUUUCCUUCUCUGGAAAGAUAAUCGUAUUUAACUGUAAACGAGCUUCAUCCCCAAAUGGCGGCGAAAGAAGUGAGCUAGUAUUCAGUAGCUUUUCAUUUGAACGGGAAGACAGCACGUUCCUGAAGGCAGCCGAUGGAGCGGCAGUCAUCAGCCGAAAGAAGUCAUCGCAUGUGGAUAUUGUAAAAUGUAAAUGUGCCAUAAAUGUUCAGAAGAGAGUCACCACACCAUGUAUUUUAGUGACAAAAAAGAGUCAGAAAAGAGAGAGCUUCCAGUACAGUCUCUUCACACUGAACAAUUCAAACAGUCUGAAGCCCUGCUUUGAGUUUAAACUCUCCUAUCAAAUUGGGGAGAAGGUGUCCAUCCUCUGGGGCCCCACUGUGUUGUGGAGCCAUGCUGGUAAUGUCUUCUACACCUCUCUGCAGGCAGGAGAGGUGAAACAAGUACCCAUUCAGGUGUCCCACAGUGUUGUGGGAGAACUUCCCCUCCCCAAAGAACAAAUAUGUCUUCUCGGACUGCAAAACCUCCCGGCAGAGGACUCAAACAACCAGUCCGCAAGCCACACUCUGGGCUGUUUGGUUGAGAAUGGACACGUGUUUGAUGGAAGUAUGAUUUUGCCUCAUCCCUACAUUUGCAUCACACGCUGCAUAGCGGUGCUCUCGGCCGAAAAGAUGCAAGCAGAUGGAGUGCUGAAAUGUGCUGUAGUCGCAGCAACUUCUCAUCAGCAGCUUGUUUAUUUUGAGAAUGGCAUCGUGAAGAACAUAUGCCAGCUCCCCUUUGAUCAACCAGAGAAUAUUGAGGUGGUAAACACAGGAAGAAAUGGCUGCCUGUUUGCUGUGUCCUCUCAGCAGGGACAUGUAUGUGCUGUAUGGAAGGAGACAUUUCAGAUAGCCUCCCACUGGUCGGAUGUCAGCUCGCUCCACGUGGAUGACUUCUUGGGAUGUGGAUCAGACCAGAUGCUGCUGAUUUAUAAGGAACACAACGUGACAGGACAGCCAUUGAAAAGAUUCCUCCUCACUGACCUCUGUGGCAUUUCAUAUGCUCGUUGCCAGGACAAUAGCACACCAAAGACAUGUCCUCCUCCGCCAGAGAACCAUCUCCUCACUCUUCAAGCGUUAGAGUCCAGACUACAGAGUGGAUUGAGCGUGCUGCAGGAGCUUCAAAGAGAAAUGAGAGUGAAGGAAAGAGUUCUGCAGCAGUCUGUCAACGCCCUCACUGAUGCGAUAUCAGAAAGAGACCCUACGCUCACACAACCUGAGCAGGAAGGCCUUAUUGCUCUGUGGGACUGUGAUGAUGAGUCAAAGGAAGAUGCCUUGGACGUCAAGACACAAGACAUGCCAGCAGUGUCUUCAAAACCACAAGUUGACAAGCUGUGGCAUCGCAUCGCUGAGGACCAAAUGAUUGUGGGAGUGAUACUAACUACUGACAGCUCUGUACCACUGGCCAGUGUGAGCUUAUCCAUUCUGACAGAGACGGGCCAGAGCUCAUCGCCCGCAGUCAUCCAAACCCAGAGCCAAGUGUUCUGGCUCCCUGCACCCUGCUCCUCAUCAUCAUCAUCCUCCUCCUCUGCCUUCACGUUCCCAGAGCCCGCAGCCAAAAGGAGCAAGCAGCACAAUGAUCUCAACACAUGCAGACUGGCUGUGACUGCUGUGACCAGGCUGACACCUCUGUUGAACUAUGGCUGUGUCAAGUGCUGUGUCAUGCUUCAUUAUGUCCAGAGACAAGAUGCUUUUGGCCUUGUGAGCAACCCAACACUGGUUGUCCUGCAUUGUGGUCAAGUCGCUUUAGACAUCCACGAUGAUUUACAAACUGGACUAUUGAAAAACCCUGAACUCAAAACAGAGGAGGUCAAAGAGGACUUACUGAGUCUGAUGGCGGUGCUGGACCGCUGGGUCUUCCACAUAGACUCUCCUGAUCACAGCUUAGGUGAUGUAGAUGGCUGGAUUCAGAAAAGAGUGGGUUGUAAGAGGAUAGCAGUGAGCCCUCAAUAUCUGCUGUUGGAUUCUUCAGGACCAUCUGCUGUCAUGGUGCUGCACUGGCAUCAGAUAACCCCUUUCCAGGGGGAGCUGUCUGUCCAUUCCAGCCAUUUACAGAUGCUCCAGUUCCUGGACUCUCUCUUGGCUCACCUCCCUGUGUCCUGCUCCAUCCAGCCUGUCAAUGGUACAAGAGGACAGGGUGCAGCUCAAAUAUUUUCUUUGGCAUUAGAGAAAGAGGUGGUGACACUCAGAGAGUGUGUGUCAUUGCUACUUUGUGAAGGAGAGGAAGAAGAAGGGGUGGAAAACAGGAAGAGCCUGGAACACGAGGAGACCCCUGAGCCAGCUUCAGUAGAGGGGCUCCAGAGGUGUAGGGAGGUGUGGCAGAGGGAUGUGGAGAGGAGCAGGAUGAGGUUGAGCCCCCUGGUGGAUGUGGGGAGAUAUCGUAGUCUGACCCAAAGCAUGUUCAAAGUCCAGCUCGACGGGGAUUUGGCAGCUCUCUUAGACACUCAGAGAACUUUGCUCUGCUAAUGUGCUGCACAAGUCUGUGUUUCCUGGACAAGCAGUUUGUAUUAAUAGAAAAAAAACUCCUUAAUAGUACAGUGUCUCAAGUGUAAUCACUAAAAACGAUGUUCAUUAUGAAUGCAUAGCACAUUUCACCUGUACUAAGGGCUCCCUCCUCCGUUGCUGGCUUGCUUUAGUCUGUGCUGAGCUCUGUGUGUCUGCUCUCUCAGACAGCCUCUUGGGGUUUAUAUCUGCCUAGUGUCUGUUGCCGUGCAAAGCCUCAGCCUGUUUCCAUUGGAUCACCUCCUGGGUUUCACAGCUUUAAUCUGAUACUGGUGUGAUUCUGCUCUCUGCUUAUUCUCCUGUUCAUGUCCCCUCAGACCCUCUUUGUUCAAAAACGCUCUUUAAUGUCUGCUGCCGCUAUAUGCUCCAUUCAGUAGGAGAUGGAGACUUUCAUCCUUGAGUGAGAAACUGUUUGUGUUAUGAAUAAAGACAGACAGAUGAGGGUAGAGCAAGAUGUUAUAGAUCUGCUAAGUGGCUGGAAGUUGACUGAAAGCUUUUAGUGGUACUUUGUCCUCAUGGUUCAGUUAUUUUUCUGUGAAAUGAUGUAAAUAAAUAAAUAAAUAAAACGUCCUUGGAUGCUGCACAGGCUGUCAGCAGCUGUUAGUUAAAAUUCCAUUGGUCCAAAUAAACAUCAAACCCUACUUUAAAGGACCUCAGCUUUGCUGGAUACAUAAGGUCUGUGGCAGCUUGAGCAGUCGUGUUUGAUAAAACUGCUGGUCAGAGUUUUUUUUUUUUUUCUUUCACUUUCCCUGUGGGGGUAAAAACAUGGAUGUGUAUUUUGUUUGUUCUGAGAGCUUCUCCAUGUGUUAGUAGUCCUCAGUCUGAAGAGAGAUAACCCCCAACCCCUCCUCUUUUAAACCUUUAAUGUCUUUGCUUUAUUUCCUUUAUUUAUUAACUUCCACUGGAAUCGCUGCCCCAGGACUGCCCUAAACAUGAUUAAUUCAAGAUUUUCUAUUUUCAGGAGUGAUUCCCAGAGUGUUACUUCAUGUUGGUAAUCCUGCAAUGUGUUAAUGAUAUGCUACAGAAGUCAUGUCAUUGUGUCAUGUUAGAAUGGAAAUAAAUCUGUUUGGCUCAGUU
Scatophagus argus is the source of this 3898-nucleotide messenger RNA. It is a transcript of the gene fancb, whose product is annotated as FA complementation group B. The transcript has 8 exons. Lineage: Eukaryota; Metazoa; Chordata; Actinopteri; Scatophagidae. Gene Ontology annotation, cellular component: Fanconi anaemia nuclear complex. Gene Ontology annotation, biological process: interstrand cross-link repair; positive regulation of double-strand break repair via homologous recombination; negative regulation of double-strand break repair via homologous recombination. Bases 239 to 2785 code for a protein of 848 amino acids. The record is from RefSeq and is a predicted model, not a curated record.